Molecule: messenger RNA, 1283 nt
Organism: Harpia harpyja (harpy eagle)
Lineage: Eukaryota; Metazoa; Chordata; Aves; Accipitriformes; Accipitridae
Gene: RIDA
Product: reactive intermediate imine deaminase A homolog
Exons: 6
Coding region: 82-495 (137 amino acids)
Cellular component (GO): cytosol
Molecular function (GO): deaminase activity
Source: RefSeq, a predicted model, not a curated record
AGGGGAGGGGAGGGGAGGGGGCGGGGCGGACAGUUGGCGGGACGCGGUGGAGAGGGCAGGAGGGGGCUGGCGGCAGCAGCUAUGGCCUCGCUCGUGAAGAAAAUAAUCAGCACUGCUAAGGCUCCUGCUGCAUUGGGUCCCUACAGUCAAGCAGUGCUGGUAGACCGAACGAUGUACAUUGCAGGACAGAUAGGUAUAGAACCUUCCACCGGGCAACUUGUCUCUGGAGGGGCAAAGGAAGAAGCUAAGCAGGCUCUAAAAAACAUGGGAGAAAUCCUGAAAGCUGCAGGCUGUGACUAUGGCAAUGUUGUGAAGACUACGGUUUUGAUGGCAGACAUGAAGGACUUCAAUGAUAUUAAUGAUAUUUACAAACAAUUUUUCAAGACAAACUUCCCAGCCAGAGCAGCCUAUCAGGUUGCUGCUUUGCCCAAAGGUGCCAGAGUUGAGAUUGAAGCUAUCGCUAUUCAGGGACCCCUCCAAGAUGCUUCAGCCUGACUAUAAAUAGAGACUGAAUAUCCUAUGACAGCAGUUUUAGAUUUAAUACUUUUCCCUUACAUCCUAUUCCUACAAUUGACUAUCAGCAUUUACAUACAGUUGAAAUCUAAACUUACUGAGGAUGGGUGCUUUCUUCUGGAUUUUGGCCUUGGAUCCUCUAAAAUAGGAACUUACAGUGAGUUCUCUGCUGGCAAAUCCUGAAACCUCUGGGAGUCCUGCUAAAAUCAGCUGAGCUUGAUUGCAGGACAGGGCCCUUACUUUGCGACGCUGACUGGAUAUUCAGGUAUUAAAGUACGUGUUUGGGUGGAUGUAUGACAGUUAUACUAUGGGUGAUCUGGAUAUGGAAAACUGUAAUGAUUUGUAAUAGUAGGUCUUUAGUAACAAUUUUAAAUAAGAACAAAUUACAGAAAUGGGAAAACAGAACACUUGUUUAGUGUAUGUCUUCACUUUUGUGUUUGGGGGAAUUUUGCUGUCUUUGUUUCUGAACUGUCUUAAGCUCUUUCUUUACAGAAUAGAUUACUGUUGGGACUCACAUUUUUUUCAUAUGGAAGCAAUUGCUUAAGAAAGUUAAUAUUAAUUUCAGAAAGAAGAAAAUUAUACUUUUCUGAAGUAAAGUGCUAACUUUAUAAAUCAGCUGUAAAUUAAUCUCUGCCUGUAACCUUUUUCAUAAUCUUUUUCAUAGCAGUUUAACUUUGACUAUCUUUUGAUUUAAAACAAAACAAAAAAAAACCACCAAAAAAAAAAAAAGUCCUGUUUAAUGAGAAUAAAUGAUAAUUGCAUCUGUAAAA